Molecule: messenger RNA, 777 nt
Organism: Prorocentrum cordatum
Lineage: Eukaryota; Dinophyceae; Prorocentrales; Prorocentraceae
Source: the annotation of a GenBank genome assembly
GGCGUGCCCGCCACCCCGCGCGACGGCGCGCCGGUGGAGAUCGUGGGCCUGCUGAAGUCCACGUUGCGCUGGGUCUCGGGGCUGCCGACCGGCGUCUUCCCGCAUGCGGGGGUGAAGACCUCGAGCGGAGCCACCUUGACGUACAAGGAAUGGGACGCCAAGUUGCAAGCUAGCUUCGAGAAUGUCUUCUGGUUGGACCUCGAUGAGAAGUGCCCGGCGACCGCCAAGGGCAUAUACAAGGACACCGACGGGGCGACGCGCCAGUGGCAGGACUACCAGCUGCGGCCGAACUUUCCCAUCGCGAUGGCGGUGGCGCCGGAGCUGUUCUCGCCGCUGAAAGCCAAGAGAGCGCUGCUGGCAGUGUCGGAGAGGCUCCUGGGCCCCCUGGGCGUGUGCACGCUGGACCCCGGAGACCCCGAGUACCGAGGGGACUACCACAACGACGACGACUCGUGCGACAAGUCCGUGGCCCACGGCUGGAACUACCACCAGGGCCCCGAGUGGGUGUGGCCGCUGGGCUACUUCCUGAAAGCCUGGCACCGCUUCGGCGAGGGCUCCGAGGAGGAGCGCGCCAGGGACAUCAUGCGGUGGCUGCUGCCGCACCGAGCCAUGCUGGAGCGGAGCCCGUGGCGCUCUCUGCCCGAGCUGACCAACUCCCGCGGGGCCGAGUGCCACCACUCCUGUCCGGCACAGGCCUGGAGCCUGGCGUGUCUGCUGGACGCGCUGCACACAGGCCCGCCGGGGGCGGCGCGGCACCGCGGCGGCGCCGUGCGGUGA